UUUUCUUGUAACCCAUAGUUACCUUGAUAGUGUCCAUGGUUUUCUUUUCACUGUCAAGAUAAUAUCAAACGUUCGGGAAAACAUACAUUGUUUUUUUAGCCUUAAGGGUCUCCUUAAACAUUUUUUCUGCGGAGUAUUUGGGGGAACUUGCAGAAGAGGACACCUUGACCUUGCAUGCCUGCUCAUUUGGCCGAAAAAGUGUCCGCAGAAAACUGUCAUCGCUCUCGAAGAGGACGGCUCGGAAGAGCGAUCCCGGGGGCUCGUGUCGCCUCCGGUUCGGAUGGGGGAAGGGAUGGGGACACAGGGCAGUCCCGUUAAGAGCUAUGACUACCUCCUAAAAUUCCUGCUGGUGGGAGACAGCGACGUUGGCAAAGGGGAGAUCCUGGACAGUUUGCAGGACGGAUCGGCGGAGUCGCCUUACGCGUACAGCAGCGGGAUCGACUACAAAACUACGACCAUCCUGCUGGAUGGGAGGAGAGUGAAGCUGGAGCUUUGGGAUACUUCGGGGCAGGGCCGGUUCUGCACCAUCUUCAGGUCCUACUCCAGAGGGGCGCAGGGAAUCUUGCUGGUGUAUGACAUCACCAACCGCUGGUCCUUUGAUGGCAUCGACCGCUGGAUCCGGGAGAUUGACGAGCAUGCUCCUGGUGUGCCGCGCAUCCUGGUGGGCAACCGGCUGCACCUGGCGUUCAAGCGGCAGGUGCCCACGGAGCAGGCACGGGCGUACGCCGAGAGGAGCGGCAUGACCUUCUUUGAGGUGAGCCCCCUCUGCAACUUCAACGUCAUCGAGUCCUUCACCGAGCUGUCCCGCAUCGUGCUCAUGAGGCACGGCAUGGAGAAGUUCUGGAGGCCCAACCGAGUGUUCAGCCUGCAGGACCUGUGCUGCCGGGCCAUCGUCUCCUGCACUCCCGUGCACCUGAUCGACAAACUGCCCCUCCCGGUGGCCAUCAAGAGCCACCUCAAGUCCUUCUCCAUGGCCAACGGCAUGAACGCCGUCAUGAUGCACGGCCGCUCCUACUCGCUGGCCAACUCCGCCGGCAGCAGCAAGGGCAACAGCCUCAAGCGCUCCAAGUCCAUCCGGCCGCCACAGAGCCCGCCCCAGAACUGCACCAGGAACAACUGCAAGAUCUCUUAGCGCUCGGCCCCCUGUCUGCCCAAGCGCUGAUCCCAGGUCAGCGACUGGCGCCGGAACACUUCGCAUGAAAUGCGAAGCGCUGAUCACAGCUCAGCAAGGGUCUAGUCUGAGCGAGCAGCGGGAGAUUUUGCUGGCCUGAGGGAGGGGAGUGGUCAGGACUCCGCCCACUGUGGGCACAUCACUCCCCAUCCUCCUCAUCUUCUGUUCCAAAUUUGCUGGAGUCAAAUUAUCAACUUAUUUUUUAGAUGUACUUGCAUGGUAUUUAACAAAUGGAACAAAGCCAGAAAAUAUAUGUAGUAUCACGGUUUUUGUUGGUUGUUUUUUUUCCUCACAACUUGAUUUUUGCACUGACGUGCCCAUUGUGCACCGUCUUGUUCUGUGGGGAGUUUGAAAGGAACAGCCAGCCAUUUUUUUUGCAAGGGACAAUACUAAAAUGCUCAUAGGAUGUCAUAUUUCAUCAUUUCAUUGCUUUUGUCCACUUCUGCCCAGAACCGCUGACGGUAGCUUGUGAAAACACACUAACAGCUUCUGAAAUAUGUGUUGCCAUGUUGCUUAGAUCACCCUGAGUGCUUGAGUGCUUGCGGUUGAUGUCUUUUGAACCCCAGUGAGCCCCAGCUCAAUAAGCCCCAAUAUCCAGGCAGGCAUUUGGGCUGAGGGCACAUGAGGGUUUAGCCCAGUCUUUCUGCCCUCACUGGAAACUGUUCUCUCCCUCUCUGUGAGCAAGCCUGUUGCUCUCCUCUGAGCUUUCCUGCAUUCCUCUGUGGACAGCUUGACUCUGGGUCUCCACUGAUCAGAAAUCAGUGUCCUUCUGGGGACCAAAGCUCUUUCCUGACCAGGUCAGGUUUAUUUUUUGGGAUGCUCUCCUGUUGUGGCGGGAGAGCGAGGCCUCAUGAACCCCCAUAAUAGGCGGAGCCACUGGCUCAUGUCAGCCUGUCAAAUGACCUUGCUUUCCAAAGGAUGACACUUUGAUUCACUCAGAUCACCAAGUCAUUGGCAGCGCACAACGGCUCCGCCCAUUUCUGGGUUCGUGAAGUGUCACUCACCCCGACACUACCCUCCAGACCCCCCCACUCAGAGACAUGCUUUUGCCAGCUCCAGCUUCUGCCAGUUUACCUUGCUUGCCUUAGAAACACAACUACUUCCCUUUUGAAUGACAUGUUCGAGGCCGACGCACAUUUGAACUUGCCUGCAUUUGCGAGCAGAGCGCUUAUGCCACCCUUUUCGCCUUGGCUUCUGUAGACCUCAUGCUUGCCUUCACCCAGCUCAGUGCUGCACCUUUCUAGCUGUCUUACCUACUGGUGCCAAAUAAUCUCCAACUACCACAAAAGAAGAAGAAUACGAAGAAGAGCAGCUUUUGUCUACCUCUCUGCCUUCAGCUACAAGUGUUGACACUUGUAAGGACACGUAAGGAUUGCAGUUUAGUUUUCUCCCACAAUUCCCUUCCCUGUCAGGACUGUAGACUCCACCGUUUUAAGUUUACAUUUUUCCCCCAAUGCAGCAUCCCAUUAUGUGCUGUUUUUUUUCCUUUACAAACCGGAAACAAUGUCAUUUCACACAUUUGAAAAUGCACUGGAGCCAUUGUUCCAUUUUUUAUAAAACGUAUUGAACAGAAUCUGGUGUUGAUGAGGGUGAGAGGUCAUUGACACUGUUGCCAAAGUGAGAGCUUUCGAAGAGAAUGGCGUUUGCUUGUAAAGCACAAAUGACUCAUAUGAACAAAUGUGACCACGUAUCGAGAAGUUACCCUUGCAAUUAGGGGCUUAACCGUUUGCUUGUGUUAAAUACCACGGGAGCAGAAGCAGCCAGAAGUUGUGAGUCUGCAUUGCUUUGGGCUACAUGUGUUAUUGCCACUGAAACAAGGCUUUCCCACUUAUUCUCAUGUUUUUCUCUCGACCAGUAAAUUUCUUGUUUAAGGAUCUACGUUUUGAGAAUGUUGCUUUUCAGGAGUUUAACAGUGAAAACUAUCACUGCUCUCCUGCCCCGCCCCUUCCUUCAAUCUCAGGGACAAGCCCCGCCCCCCUCAGGCAAAACCCAGACAAUAAAGCCUUGCUCACCUCUGGCUGAGCGCCAGGUCUUGUCCCAGUAGGCCAUUUCGUCAUGAGGGACGCUUGCUUUCAUCACCACCCAUUGCAUAAGCUCAGUGCAUUCGGUAUUGUAAGAAUUUUGACCUCCGGGAUAGGAAGAGAGAUCGGCCACCUUACAUUUGGCAGGAGACGUAGGGUACCUGCGCUGUUUUCUGUGCACACAGCACAACUGCCACAGGUGUGUUUUCUCCACUGGACGCAGAGGCUGUCCUGCUCACCUGGACUCACCCGGGCCACACGUGCAGGACUGGGCUGAAGUAUGCCCCCACAGUCCUGCUUUCUCCCCACUUCAACCACAUACAGCAGGACCGCUUAGACUUCCGUUGGUGUUCGUGAUGAAGGUGAACCGAGCUGUCGCGUUUCUAUCCUAAAUACACAGGACUAGGUGGCUUUGGAAAGGUGGUUUUCAGGAGGCUUUGUAGUUUGCUUUUUAAUGUUUGUUUUUUUUAUGAGUUCUCCCCCACCCCCAUCUCAAAAUCCAUAAUUGUGUAUCCAGGAAUACGUUCGUGAAUUCAUUGUACAUUACCGGGUAAAUCUUGGUAAUUUGUUAUGUAUUGAUAUUUGAUAUAAAAGGGAAUGUUGGCAUGUGUUUGGGGCGGGAGAUACUGGGGGUGACUUCUUGUAUGUUCACAUUCCUUGCAGAUUUUUUUCGUAGGGGGACACAGCUGCAUGGCUGAUAGUCUUAUCAGGUUCUCCCCUUUUGUGGGUUGGAUGAAGGGAAAUGUAAUAUUAAUAUUACAAUGAUUCUUAAAUUGAAAACACUAUGUUCAUUUGGUUUAAGCU
Messenger RNA from Megalops cyprinoides (Indo-Pacific tarpon), 3996 nucleotides. RefSeq names its product ras-related protein Rab-40C-like. Gene Ontology annotation, cellular component: endosome; plasma membrane; synaptic vesicle. Bases 281 to 1132 code for a protein of 283 amino acids. The record is from RefSeq and is a predicted model, not a curated record. NCBI's taxonomy places the organism in Eukaryota, Metazoa, Chordata, Actinopteri, Elopiformes, Megalopidae. Gene Ontology annotation, molecular function: GTPase activity; GTP binding. The transcript is spliced from 6 exons. Gene Ontology annotation, biological process: protein localization to plasma membrane; intracellular signal transduction.